This is a messenger RNA of Meyerozyma guilliermondii ATCC 6260, 1221 nucleotides long. RefSeq lists its product as uncharacterized. NCBI's taxonomy places the organism in Eukaryota, Fungi, Ascomycota, Pichiomycetes, Serinales, Debaryomycetaceae. Gene Ontology annotation, molecular function: ATP hydrolysis activity; ATP binding. The transcript has a single exon. Bases 1 to 1221 code for a protein of 406 amino acids. The record is from RefSeq and is a predicted model, not a curated record.
AUGUCACAGAGCGAAGAGUACAAGGAUUCCAGGUACUCGGAUGCUGCUUCGUCCAACAAUGAGGUAGAGGAGUAUCAGGGUUUUGAUGAUGCUGCUGAUAAGUCGAUUAGAGAAUUGGCUCGUACCAUCACCAAUACCAGUAUUAACAUGUCCAAAACAAAAAGCAGUGAGGACCUUAUUAGAUACUUGAGUCAUAUGUCCCAGGUUCCUGGUGUUGAACCCUACAAUCAUGAAGAAAUUGAGGAAAGUCUCAACCCAGAAUCUGAUAUGUUUAAUGCUAAAUUCUGGGUGAAAAAUGUUAGAAAGUUGCUUGAUUCCGACCCAGAUUAUUACAAGCCCACAUCGUUGGGAGUGGCUUACCGUGACUUGAGAGCCUAUGGUAUUGCUACUGACUCCGAUUACCAACCCACCGUUACAUCUGCUUUGUUCAAGCUUGGUAAGGAUUAUAUCAGAUCGUUGAGAAAGCAAGAUCCUUCGAUCUACUUUGAUAUCUUGAAGAGUAUGGACGCUAUAAUGAAGCCUGGUGAAGUCACAGUUGUUCUUGGUAGACCUGGUUCGGGUUGUUCCACCUUGUUGAAGACAAUUGCUGCUCAUACCUACGGUUUCCAUAUUGGAGAAGAGAGUAAAAUCACCUACGAUGGUUUGACCAUGAAGGAUAUCGAAAAAAAUUUCCGUGGUGAUGUGAUCUACUCGGCAGAAACCGAUGUUCAUUUUCCUCAUUUGUCUGUGGGAGAUACUUUGGAGUUUGCUGCUCGUUUGAGAACUCCCCAGAAUAGAGGUAAUGUCGAUAGAGAAACCUAUGCUAAGCACAUGGCUAGCGUCUACAUGGCCACCUACGGAUUGUCCCACACUCGUAACACUCACGUUGGUAACGAUUUUAUAAGAGGUGUCUCGGGUGGUGAACGUAAGCGUGUGUCGAUUGCCGAGGUUUCUUUGAGUGGUGCUAACUUACAAUGUUGGGAUAACGCUACCAGAGGUUUGGACUCUGCCACAGCUCUUGAAUUUAUCAGAGCAUUGAAGACUUCUGCCACCAUUCUUGACUCUACACCUUUGAUUGCCCAUUUAUCAAUGUUCGCAAGACGCUUACGAAUUUGUUCGACAAUGUGGUUGUGUUGUAUGAAGGUAGACAAAUUUUCUUUGGUAAGGCAGAUGUUGCAAAGAGCUACUUUAUGGAAAUGGGAUACGAUUGUCCUCAACGUCAAACCACUGCUGAUUACUUGA